Molecule: messenger RNA, 897 nt
Organism: Periophthalmus magnuspinnatus
Lineage: Eukaryota; Metazoa; Chordata; Actinopteri; Gobiiformes; Gobiidae
Gene: fabp3
Product: fatty acid binding protein 3, muscle and heart
Exons: 4
Coding region: 128-529 (133 amino acids)
Biological process (GO): fatty acid transport
Cellular component (GO): nucleus; cytosol
Molecular function (GO): fatty acid binding
Source: RefSeq, a predicted model, not a curated record
CAGCCAGUCAGAACACAGCAGAGCCUCUGAGCUGACUCCUCCAAACUCCUCUGCCUCUGUCCCUCUGCACUCACUGUCGCUCUCCUGCUUCUGUCUCACAUUCACUCAUCUCCUGUCUGCUGCAGAAAUGGCCGAAGCUUUUGUUGGCACGUGGAACCUGAAAACCAGUGAGAACUUUGAUGAAUAUAUGAAGGCGCUGGGCGUGGGUUUUGCCACCCGUAAGAUUGGCGGUAUGACCAAACCCACCACUAUCAUUUCCAUGGAGGGUGAGCAAGUGACAAUAAAAACCCAAAGUGCUGUUAAAAACACUGAGCUCAGCUUCAAACUUGGUGAGGAGUUUGACGAGACCACCGCAGAUGAUAGGAAAGUUAAGUCCAUAAUAAACAUUGAGGACGGUAAGAUGGUGCAUGUACAGAAAUGGGAGGGCAAAGAGACCAGCUUGGUCAGAGAGGUCAACGGAAACGCCCUCACACUGACACUGACACUUGGAGAUGUUGUUUGCACACGCAAUUAUGAGAAAGCAGAGUGAUGUCAAACUCUGAAAAACCACAAAACACUCAGCCAACUAACCCCCGCUUUCCAGUGACUUCAGGACCACUCAGCUCAAGUCAGGUCCUUGGUACACGUCAUACAGUCCCAUCGUUACACUGUUUCUUCAGUUAUUGCUGCUGUGAUUUCUCCCUAUAUUCCUCUUUUCCCUAAAACGGUUCCUCUUUUACGAAACACUGAAUAAAUUCCAGUUCUUCUGUUGUGCUUGAAUGCUAUGUCUGCUUUUGUAAAGGAAAUGUGUAAAGCAUGGUGCCUGUGUUAAACCUGGAAAAAUGUUCGUAAUUUGAUUAUUGUGACAUGAAAUAAUCUGAAUAAAAGUGUCCACAUGGUUGGAUAAUGUGUUACAAA